This is a messenger RNA of Durio zibethinus, 1258 nucleotides long. RefSeq lists its product as uncharacterized. The record is from RefSeq and is a predicted model, not a curated record. Lineage: Eukaryota; Viridiplantae; Streptophyta; Magnoliopsida; Malvales; Malvaceae.
AUCCCAGAGGCAGUAUCUCCAUGUUAACUUAAGGCAGCAUCAUGGAGGGGUCCGAUGUAUCCUUAAGUGCAGAGUUGGGAAUGGAAUCAAUUUAGCCCAUGUUCAGUGCAAUACUUAGGUGUCCACGAACCCCUUUCUGGUUCCUCGAGGAGAGUUCUAGUUAAGUUAACCUAGGCAAGCAGAACGCAGCCUAAACCUCCCUAUUAGAGAUUCCUUGAUUUCAUGUCAAAAUAUGAAAAAAAGCCUUUUCUUGGUGUCAAAGUUACAAAAUUGUUACUUUAUUCCUUGCUCUACCAUGUAAUAAAAUGGCACGAGUCUUAGCUACUUUAACUACAAGUUUAAUAUAUACCUGAAUCACAUUGCAAAUUUCAUCCUGUUAGGCCAUGGCUAUUGCUGUUAAUUUCUCUGAGCAAGCCCUGCGGCAUAGGACAUAUCUCAGGCUAAUAGCAGGCCUUGAUCCUUUGCCUUUUCAAAAGUCAUGUCAACUUGAGCAAAAGAGAAUGAAGAAGCAGCCGCAUGGCAUAGCCAUUAGCAGACAGGAAAAAAACAAAUUAACCAACAACCGUGGGGUCUCUUUGAUCAUGUCAUCAAACAAUAAUAGUGAUUCAAUUUUGGGUGCACCUUCAGCAGCUGAUACGAUCAAGCAUUUCUACUUGUGUAUCAAUGAGAAGAAUUUGGAAAAACUUGGGGGUUUAAUCUCAGAAGACUGCCACAUCGAGGACUGCUCUUUUAUCAACCCAUUUUAUGGGAAAAAGGAGGUUCUGCAUUUCUUCGAUCUGCUAAUAAGAAGCAUGGGUCAGAAUGUGAAAUUCAUCAUCGAACAUGUUUGUGAAGCAGAUGACUUUACAGCAGGAGUAAAUUGGCACUUGGAAUGGAACCAGAAGCAGGUUCCCUUCACAAGAGGAUGCAGCUUCUAUGAAUGCUCGGAAGAAGGGGAAAAAUUAGUUAUAAAGAAAGCUCUGAUUGUUAUUGAGUCACCUAUCAAACCAGGGGGAGUGGUGCUGGUCCUGUUGAAGAAUGUAACUACAAUAUUUGAUGAGUUCCCGCGUGCUGCUGAAUGGUUCCUGAAGAGUCCAUAUGUCAUACUACAAUUCCUACUGAAGAUUUACACCAUAUUUUUGGGACCUUUCAUAAGCCCACUAGUGGCAGGCUACGUUAGAAUUUGGGAAUUCAUGGCUCGAUUGCUUGCCUUGGCAAUCAAAAUCGUGAUCUACAUCUCAAAGAUAUUUUUCAGGUAGUUCACACUGACAAAAGGUUG